UCCUCUGUGGUUCUGAUUACCAAAGAAUGUUUAUAAUCUGGAUUCAAAGUCUCAUGGGAACCAUUGACUCAGCACCAGCCACUGUCAUGACUGAGAAAAGCAUGUCUGAAACGGCUGGGAACUCUGCAUCAAGAAGCAUUGAGGAAUGGAAAGCAGUUUACUACAGUGCAACAGUCUGAUUUCGCAAAUCUUUGCACACUUCAUGCGGUUUCUCUUUCAUCGUUCGAUGCAGCUUCCUGUCCACACUGAAGAUUUUCAGCUUUUCUUCCACAACACUCGCUUAUUAUCACUGCAGGAUUAGACUGUGGUUUUGUGAGGGUCUCUUUCACUGCAGCUUUGACAGAUGACCUAUUGAAAUCACUACAGAACUGUCUGCCUGUUGCCAGGGCAACACUAGCUCACUUCUGCUUUUUAUGCGCUCACGUGACUGGCUGUUGACGUCACCGGGGGAGGGACGCUGCCAGAGUUUGGUCCACUCUUGACUGCAUAGGGCUUCGAAGAAUCUUGAGGACUUGUUGAAUUGACACGGUUAGUCUUAGUCUUGGCUGUCUCUUCGCUGUCUGUUACCACUGUCAUCAUCAUCUUCAUCGUCGGCAGGUGUAAAUAGCCGGGUUAUGGACUGUUGAAGGCAGUGGAUUGCAGGGGAAAAAUAAAAAUAGAAAAAGAGCGCUGUCUUGUGAAACUGAAACAUGGGGAAGCAGAACAGCAAGCUCCGCCCUGAGGUGAUGCAGGACCUGCUGGAGAGCACAGACUUUACGGAGCAUGAGAUCCAGGAAUGGUACAAAGGCUUUCUACGGGACUGUCCCAGUGGCAACCUCUCCAUGGAGGAAUUUAAGAAAAUCUACGGAAACUUCUUCCCUUAUGGGGACGCCUCAAAGUUUGCAGAGCACGUGUUCCGUACUUUUGACGCAAAUGGCGACGGCACAAUAGACUUCCGGGAGUUCAUAAUUGCAUUGAGUGUCACGUCACGAGGGAAGCUGGAACAAAAGCUCAAGUGGGCGUUUAGCAUGUAUGAUUUGGAUGGAAAUGGAUACAUCAGCAAGUCGGAGAUGCUUGAGAUUGUGCAGGCGAUUUAUAAGAUGGUGUCAUCAGUGAUGAAGAUGCCAGAGGAUGAGUCCACACCUGAGAAGAGAACAGAGAAGAUCUUCAGACAAAUGGACACCAACCGAGAUGGAAAACUGUCUCUGGAGGAGUUCAUCAAAGGGGCGAAGAGUGACCCAUCCAUCGUGCGUCUGCUACAGUGCGACCCCAGCAGUGCAGGACAGUUCUGAGAACAGCCUCAUGCGUCAACCUUUUAUUUAUUUAUGGGUUUUAAUUUAGUUUUUGAUAUAGUCGCAGCAGGGAAAUGAUGGCGGGUCAGGUGUUUUUUCCAGAGUGGGGCAUCUGGGUCUCAUCAGACUGAGCUUGGCCAGAUCUAGUAAUAGACACACACACACACACAGUUAUUGGCUGUGCUAUCUCUGCAAGAGGCCUGUGAUGGAGUGAAUCGGGGGAACUAGAGCGUUCAUCUGAGCUCCAAUCACUUCCUGAUUAGAAUAGAGCUUUCAAUGUCAUGUGAAAUACAUAGUUUUAUUCUUAUUUUCUCUGAGUAUUAGAUGCAACAGUUUAAGCGUGACCAAGACAGGGAUUUAAGAUAAGUAGAAGAGAAUUCUUUUCUUUUUAAAACCGAUGCCUGAAUCAUUGUUCAAACGUGACAGCAGUGGCAUCACUAGUUUUUUGUCUAAACACCUCAGCC
Molecule: messenger RNA, 1735 nt
Organism: Pimephales promelas (fathead minnow)
Lineage: Eukaryota; Metazoa; Chordata; Actinopteri; Cypriniformes; Leuciscidae
Source: RefSeq, a predicted model, not a curated record